Molecule: messenger RNA, 6932 nt
Organism: Amoebophrya sp. A120
Lineage: Eukaryota; Dinophyceae; Syndiniales; Amoebophryaceae
Source: the annotation of a GenBank genome assembly
GCGGGUUAUUUCUGAAGUGGAUUGUUUGGUUUCCACUUGGAAUGUAAAACUUGUUUUUACGAGUGUCGAUGGAGUGUUGAUAUGGGCGGGUAAGUAGCAGCUAUGACUUCAGGAGUGACUCGCAAAUUGUAGCACUGGAUCCAGGCCGCUGUCCUUAUCAGGCAGAAGUGAAAAUCUGCAAACAACGAAGGAUGCAUGAGCGGGUUGGUCAUAUUGUUUAAGCAGCAUCUUAUUUUCCCGCCGCAUGAUUCACCAAUGGAACAAAUUCAAAUCGAGUUGCGGAAAAAAAGGAUGAAAUGCCUAUCCAUGAUGAGGUCCGUGGACGCCAGUGCACUGUGACUUGACCGCGCAAGAACAUCUCAUCCGUGCUGCCGCAGGUCUUCGCAUUACUAGUGCGCAUCUGAUUUUGUGGUGAGCGGAGGUCCCCUUUCUACACCGGUAGGCAAACAUCUCCGCUAUGGGGGUUUUGCGCAGCGAGCCCAUGCGUGCGGGCACGCUUGUACUACCGGUGGAGGGUGCCCGGCAGAUGGUGGACGCAAUCGGGUACGAAGUCAACCUGCAGUUUCGCGACGAGCAGGCGGGGCACGUGCUGCCUUCCGCCCGCCCGUACAAGAGGUACACCCAGCGCAUUGAGGAGCUGGAGCGCAUAGUCCGGUUUCUGCGGGAGGAGCUCGCUUCGAUGUUCACGGGCGAUGUGGAGAGCUAUCCUGAGGAAAAAUACCAUCCUCGCCCCCCCGCCGAUAGUUGGCAAACGGGAAUUUCUGAUGCUGCAGUUGUAUAUACGAACUGUAACACCACGAACUUCAAGGCACAUUCUGUAGGCAGUCGGUGGUGCGUCUUAGGUGACGGCAGACGAUGCAGCCAUGCUCAGCUGCUAGACGGUUGCAUAAUUUUUAAACAGGCCUGCGUUCUUCCUGUCGUGUAAGAUGCAGAUACUAGAUCUGUGUACAUAAAUCAGCUGCGCAACGAAUUUAUUUCCCUUUCGAGCAUGCGGCGGGGGGAUUUUAAUUUUUAAAUUUGAUAACGGCCCCACGUCGACCGGCAUGCUGAUUGUCCCCAGCUCGCCCAGCGAGCUAGAAGGACCCCUGCUCGCGCGGGACGGUGGUGCCGACCCCGCCAUGCGACCGCCAGGUGGCGUCGAAAGCUUUCUCCGCCGCGAGGCCAGCUCGUCGUCCAUCGUUCGCUCUGGUUCGGGUCGAGGGGAACGCAGCGCAGGACUGGCGAACAACGAGUCGGAGGCAGUGGACGGGUACACGCUGGACAAAGUUGAGGCCGCCCUGCGCGGUAUUUACGCAGACUUUGUUAGUUUCCAGUCGACUAACAGCGGAUUCGUCCAGGCGAAGAAUGCCGCGGUCGAGGAAAUACACGUGCUACAGACGGUGUACGUAUCCUCUACAAAAGAGCUAGGUAGUCUUUGACAGUACGGCACUUCUUAGAUUCAAAACGCGUUAUUUUCUUGUAAUGUACUAUUUGUUUGCCAGCCCUGGCCGAUGACAGAUUUGUCUGUACUUGCAUUAGUGAUUUUCUGGAGGAUGCUAUGGCCUGGAGGACCUGCAGGGUCUCGGCAGUCCGGUCAGCGAGCGCAGGACCGAGUCCGCGGCGGGGAGCCGAGACGGAACCGGAAGUACAAAAUGAAAAUACAACCUCCUAAACCUCCUCAGGAAGAUGACGUCCUUGUAAGGGCCCAGGAGUGGAACUUGAACUUUAUGCUUGCCUUGAAAAUCUGACCUUAGCAUCAUAUCUGCACUUCUUCGGCCCGGUGACAGAUUCUGUCGUACGAAACAUUCUGUCUCGCAAGCAGGUUGGUUUGUUUGAAGUUGGUGUAUUUCGAGGUUUUACUCUGAUAGAAACAGAGCUGCCACAAGUGGUGGUUGUUGGCCGGCCGGUCGUUCUUACGCGGUAUGCACAGCGGUAAGGGCGGUGUCAAUGAUAAAAAUGAAAUAGUGUGGUCAUGCAUGGUUCAAGUGACGGAAAUUUUGCCUGUUGUCUUCGUAACGGAAAUUGAUGACCGUUGUAUGUAUUCGGUUUUGUAUCAGGCGGCAGAGGAGCGGGUCCUGGUAAUUUGCAUGGCGGUUUCUCUGACCCGGUAGACGUAGAUUUUUUUGGCUCGCUCCUCUGGAUGUUUUGCAGACAUGUUCGGCAACACACCCGCAGCUACUCUACUCCUCGUCGCCUCUCCCUGAAACAUUUUCCUGUGAUACGCGCGUGACUGGAACCAUAUCCGAAUUGGAUCGCCAGCGAUUUCAGCGGUUCCUGUUUCGUGCCACCCUCGGAAACGCCUUCUCGCAGUUUCAGGUAGGUGCCAUGCAUUGCAGAUCCUUUGUUUCUAUUCGGAGAGUCGCAUGUAUGAAAACUACAAGGCGCUCCUGGCAUUUGAUUUUCCUUUCUGUUUCAAAGUCAAAGGCUAUAAAGAAAGUAGCAGAAAAAUGCUACUUGGCGACUAUCCGCGCCUUCGAUCUUCGUACAACUCAGGACCUGCCAACGCCCUUGGAAGACCCGAAAAAGCCGGGGCGGAUGCAGGAGGCUCGGCGAACGGUGUUCAUACUGUACUUCCAGGAUCAGGGGCCGUCCACGCAAAAUCAAAAUGCCAAUACCCGAGGACACAGCGGCAGCUACAUGCGCGAGAAAAUGCUGCGGCUGUGCCAGCAAUUCGGGGCCCACCUGUACGAUGUCGUGGAGGAGGAGCGCGCGCCCGCUCGCCUCCGGGCGCUGCGGGACGACAUCCGCGAGCGCACGUCCGCGCGGGCGGCGGGCGCCACGUUUUUGGCCGAAGAUGUGCGGCGGCUGAAGGCCAUCCAGCCGGUGUCGCACAACCCGCUGCUGGAUGACUACGCGAUGUUUCUGCAGAAGGAGAAGGCGAUCUACGCCACACUGAACUUCUUCCAGGGGGAGGGCGCCUUGCUGCGGUGCGACGUGUGGUAUCCGGUGGCGGAAGAGGACCGCAUCCGGCAGCUGCUGCUUAGGGCGAGCUCCUCCCAAGUUUCCUCGAUGCUGGUGUCCGACCGCUUGGUCAACGACUGGAUCGACGAAAAGUACCACCACGGGCCCACAGCAGAGCUGCGCCCGCCUGGUAUCUUCACGGUUAUUCGUGCACAGUUUAUUUUCAAUGAACUACUUUCCACCGACCAGCGCAGUGUAAAAGUUUGUGAAUCAAGCUCUGCAUAUUAAGAUUUCUUUUUAGAGCAGCCGACGAGCAUAGAACUUACUUGUAAAAAAACCGGCCCGCAGAUUGAUGUAGAAAAUAUGGAAGUGGUCCACCUCGUUUAGAUCCCCUGCCGGUGCCGCCCACGUUUUUUCGCAGUAACGAGUUGACCGGGCCUUUCCAGGAGCUCGUGUUCACCUACGGCAUCCCGCGGUACCAGGAAGUUUCCCCCGUGCUGUUUAGCGUGGUGACGUUUCCGUUUCUGUUUGGCGUGAUGUUCGGCGAUGUGGGACAUGGGGGGCUGCUCUUGCUGGUCGGGCUGUACUUGGUGUACGCGGAUCGGGCCGGCGGGCUGAACCUUCCGAAAUCCGUGCUGCGGGUCCGCUACAUGAUCCUGUUGAUGGGUGUCUUCGCGUUCUACGCGGGGUGGAUGUACAACGAUUUUUUUGGUGUCGGGACCAACGUGUUCGGCUCCCGGUGGGAGCAGCCUGCGAUGAGUGCGGGCCCUCGCCAAUCUGCAUCUUCCGGAAAGACCGCCGCUUUGAGCAGCGGCCGGGUCGACGAGCUUGGCGGGAGCAGGAGCGGCGCGCCGGUGAUGCAGCAGCUUCUUCCGCAGAAACGGUCUACGUUUUCCCCGGGAAACAUUGCGCUCGAGCGAGAGGACGUGACAGCACCACUGCUGCCGCGGUCGCACGACCUGCAGCCGCUGCGGGUCGGGCCUAGCAGCGCUUGGGACCAGAAAAACGACGGGACACUACCCCUGGUUGAAGCAACCGCGGACUUGCGCGAAUUCGGAAAACAGGCUCUGAGCGAAGACGAGCUCGCGAUGGCGGAUGACCGAGACGCUGACCCGCCGAUGUUGCUCCAGGUGAAGCAGAAGGAGCACAAAGGGGGUAGUAUCCCGGUCCGCAUCGAGUGGCACCCGCCUCCGAUGCGUAGCCGUGAGAAAACCGCCGGCGACGACGAGACACCGCGGCACAAUCACCGGCGCGCAGAGACAAGACCGUUGAGGAAUGAUCAUGAUACGACGGAAGUGGAGCAGUCACCGGAGGACAAGCUGCCACGUGAACAAGUAAUGGCCGAGUCAGCAACUGUAGAUGAGGCAGAAUUUCCUGGUGGCUUUCCGGACGAUGAAAAACACGAACAGGACGGGGAGAAUCGCAGCACCGGCGUAGGGCAGGAGAAUGAAAGAGAUCAACAGGAGAGCAAGGCUGCGCCAAAAGACAGCGCUGACAGGACCACGGUCAAGAUGGAUUUUCGAAAGAAGGACACGCUCCCCGAAGAGCAGCGCGGUGCCCUUCGCAGUCGGGUGCCGGAGCCGAUGGUGCCACGCUACGAUGUGUGGAACGGGGCGGCCCCGUCGCAAACAAAACCUUUCGCCUACGCGGGCCCCUAUCCUUUCGGGAUCGACCCAGCCUGGACGGUGGCGCAGAAUAAACUCCUGUUUCUCACUAUGCAAAUGAAAGCGCCAAAGUUCAGAGUUUUCGCUACCGAGGACGCGGUGAAGCCCUGCCAAAUCAUGUCCGGAACACUGGCCAGCAGUAAUAAAUCGCUUGGGCUACUAGUGUCUGAUUUCUGGGCAGUGUGAUGUUGCGAUGUUGCUGUCGGACCAACAUGCAAGUUUGCAGUGGUGAAACGAGUACCAACUUCACCAGAGUGUCAGCCCCAUGUGGCCCGUGGCGGAAUCUUUCUCUGCAUACUACACUCGUUGAAAAUGAAGUUGUCGGUGCUAUUUGGUGUAUCGCAGAUGGCCGUCGGCGUGCUGCUCCGUUGGGCGAACGCCCUGCACGACCGGAGCGCGCUUGACUUUCUCUUUGAAUGCCUGCCCAUGAUGACUUUUCUAGUAUGCUUUUUCGGGUAAGUACAGAGUUUUUUCAUUUUUUUCGUGUUUUCGCGUGGAUGGAUUUCUGGAUGAUUUUGUUUGUGCGUUUUUUAUAAUUCGCGGAACCGAAACUGGUCUUUGUACUCUCUUCAGGUAUAUGGACUACAUGAUUUUGCAGAAGUGGGUACAUACUAUGCCGGAGCAACCGUCGAUCAUCAACUGCCUCAUCAACUUGGCCUUCGGCAAUGACAAUCGCGGAGUUUUUUUCGCGCACGAAGGAUAUUUGAUGCUGACUUGUCUUCUCUGCGUGCCAGUGCUUCUUGUGCCCAAGCCAACGCUGCUCUACUUGCGACACAAGCGGGAGAAGCACAGAAUAGAGUAUAGAGCACAGUUUUCUAUCGCCACAUUUUUAGCAAAAAGUGUAAGUAGGCUGUAUCCGCGGUAAUAAUGCAACAACGUCAACGUCUGCAGUCCCAGUCGCAGUGUACUUCCGAUCUUUGUUUUCUCUGUCUUCUUGCGCAAUCACACUACAGCACGCAUGUUGUAGUAAAUUGGUGUGAUAAACGCGAAGCUGAGUCUUACGCUUGUGCAAGUUUUCCGACCGACAUUCAUCGUCUUAGUUUGUUUGCGAUUUCGGUUUCUUGGUCCCCAGAGACAUUCAUGUGCACUGUUUCUUGAAUAUUUUUGAUGCAGGCGCCUGGCAGCCAACCGGGACGAGGAGGAGCUUGCUUUGGCGAGCGAGGAGCUUGCUCAGCCUCAUUUCGACGCUGGCGAGGUGAUCAUUCACCAGGUGAUCGAGACCAUCGAGUUUGUGCUCGGCACGGUGUCACACACGGCGUCAUACCUGCGGCAGUGGGCCCUGUCGCUCGCGCACGCGCAGCUAAGCGAGGUUUUUCUGCAGUACACACUGCAGGUAGCCAUGGCCAGCUUUGCCGGAAACUGGGUCGGUCGGAGCAUAAGCAUUUUCGUGGCCUUCUAUCAUCCGGAUCGAAGUAGAGUAAACCGUCCCAGAGAAUGAAAUAAGAGACACAGGAGCCAGUCGUGCGCGUUUGGGGCAAAAAAAUCUUAACUGACACUUUUGCAUUUUCAAUGAACUCUCUGAGCAGGCGAUCAUGAGACUGAGAGGUCGAGAAAGGGAACUCUAAGGCGAUAGCGUCGAACAGAAUACAGUUUAUCAUUUGAACUCUCUGAGGCGAGACGGUCUUCGUUCUGAUAUCUUCGCUGUGUGGUUUGCAGUCACUUGUGCCGUCCUGAUGGCAAUGGACUCACUCGAAUGCUUCCUGCACACCCUUCGGCUGCACUGGGUCGAAUUUCAAUCAAAAUUUUACCGAGCCGACGGCCACCUCUUCCAGCCCUUCCGCCACACAACGACAUUGUCAUCCGCCGAGCAUUACAAAAAUGAAAAUAUUGCUUCGCGCUCCUAUCCCGAGUGAGCGACAAGAUAUACUAAUUGUGGCGUAGUCCUAGCCAUGCCAGCUGAUGGUAAAGAUUGUUCGGUCAGGCUCCGCACCCAAAAUUAGUUAAGUUCGAUUUAUCGCCACUCAGUGGAAGUGGGCGGGAGGUAGUGUUUUCAAUUGUAUAGGGACAAUACGUGACCGAUCGACACCUUGUUUGCGGCCUGCUGGAUUGCUGAGCACCGCCCUUCACGCCCAACAGAUGUGGUGAUUAGCGGUUUGAAUCGUUCUGCACCCGGCACGUGGUUUGGCGCUUACUGACACUUCGCGGCGAUUUGUUUGACGAGCUUCCUGUACUGGCUCUAGAACGGCCGCUCGUGAUCUUCGGCGACAGUUAUGCUUGGCUUCUGAAAAAGGAUAGUCAGGCGAACAAAAAUUAAUGACGGAACUGUAGACAGGAUGAAAUGCUGAUCCUUUUAUUCGUUUAUGUGUGGGCUUGAAGGUGACGAAUACAGAGGUAAGUAUAUUUGCGGGCUUAAUGGGCGUUGCGCUGCCUUGUUCGCGUACUAGUCGC